AUGUCGUCCCCCGAGGUAUCUCUGCUGCAUGUCCGGCGGGUUCUCAUUGCCAACCGUGGCGAGAUUGCCUGUCGAUGCAUCCGGGCAUGCAAGCAGUUGAACAUCACCAGCGUCUCCAUAUACACCAAGUCCGACUCUACCUCACUUCAUGUCAGCGAGGCCGACGAGUCAGCACCCCUAAAAGGAGAGGGAACCUCUGCAUAUCUUGACAUCGAUGAUAUCCUGGACAUUGCAAAGCGGCUGAGAAUCGAUGCCAUAAUCCCGGGAUACGGAUUUCUUAGCGAGAAUGUCGACUUUGCGCGGCGGGUUACAGAGGCUGGCAUGGUUUUCGCCGGCCCGUCUCCUGAAUCUAUCUCAGAGAUGGGCCUCAAGCACAGAGCGAGACACAUUGCCGUCUCCUCAGGCCUGCCCGUGAUCCCGGGUACAGAUCUUCUGAGCACCGAGAAUGAGGCUCUGCAGUCAGCUCAGGAACUGGACUUCCCGGUCAUGCUUAAGGCCACGGGUGGCGGUGGCGGUAUGGGCUUGCAGAUUUGCUACAGCCCCGAUGAGGUGUCAUCUGCAUUUGCCAAUGUCCAGAGUCGGGGCGAGGCCCUGUUCAAGAAUUCUGGGCUCUUCAUCGAGAAGUUUUACCCAAGAAGCAGACAUAUCGAGGUCCAAAUAUUCGGCAACGGACAACAAGUUAUCCAUUUCGGAGAAAGAGAGUGCAGUAUUCAGAGAAGGCACCAAAAGGUCAUUGAAGAGUCACCUAGCCCCUUUGUUGAAGCGCGUCCAGGAUUACGAGAGCGCCUCACAUCUUGUGCUACGCGGUAUGCAUCAGCGUUGAAUUAUAAAUCAGCUGGGACUGUUGAGUUCUUGGUUGAUGACGACACAGGCGACUUCUUCUUCCUCGAGAUGAACACAAGACUGCAAGUCGAACACGGCAUUACGGAACUGUGCUAUCAGGUAGACUUGGUUGCCCUGAUGCUACGACAGGCAGACUACGAGAUGGCGGGACAGGUUGGCAUCCCAUCCUCCGAGCUCCUCAUGUUACAGCGAGAUGGACCCGUGGGCUCAGCCAUAGAGGGACGUGUAUAUGCCGAGGCGCCCGCGAAGGGGUUUGCUCCCUGCCCUGGCCUUCUUCAAGAGGUAUCCUGGCCGACCGACCCUGACUUUAGAGUCGACACAUGGGUUCAAUCCGGACAACAGGUAACGCCGUUUUACGAUCCGUUGCUGGCAAAGGUAAUUGUCCACACGAACUCCCGGCAAACGACGAUUGAAAAGAUGAGCUCUCUCAUCUCCACCGAGGUUCGACUCAAAGGACUGACCACCAAUCUGGACUACAUCAACUCCAUAAUAAAAAGCGACUUUUUUGCUCGGGGUGCGACAUUGACAAGCUACCUUGAUAAAACCUUUAAAUAUAACCCACCCAUUAUCGAGGUGCUCACACCAGGAACCUUCACCACAAUCCAGGACUUGCGAGGGCGACAUGGAAUCGGCCAUGGAAUUCCAAGAAGAGGUCCCAUGGACUCGAUAUCGUCUCGAAUUGCAAACAUACUUGUUGGAAAUGACGCCGGAACAGAGGUCUUGGAGGUGCUAUUAUCAGGGCCUGAAGUCUCCUUUUCAUCUGAUGCAGUCAUCUCGGUUUGCGGAGCCAAGGCCCUGAUUACAAUCGACGGGAUAGAGAAGCCAAUGUGGUCGCGACAACUGGUCCGAGCAGGACAGAUUUUACGCAUAGGGUUUGUCUCAGGAAGCGGUUGCCGUUUGUAUCUAGCCGUGAAGGGAGGUUUCCCAGAUAUUCCCCUCACCUUUGGGUCAAAAUCUACGACGCCCAGUCUGAAGUUCGGCGGGACACAGGGGAGACAGCUUCAAACAGGUGAUCUUCUAACCAUCUCUGAAGAAAGCGCAGAGUGGGCUCGUCAUUCAUGGGAGUAUACCCUCCCUUCAGAUCUCCAUCUGAGUUCAGAUAUCAAAGAGAUCUAUGUGAUGCAAGGGCCACAUGAUUCUGACGAUAUCAUGACCGCUCAAGAUCGAGAAAUGCUCUACUCUGCCUCUUGGAAGAUUGGUCACAACUCUAACCGCUCAGGUAUACGACUGACCGGCCCGAAACCCGAAUGGGCCAGAAAGCAUGGCGGUGCCGGUGGCGCACAUCCUUCAAACUACCUAGAUUAUGGCUAUCCAUCUCCCGGUGGAGUGAACUGGGGCGGAGACUUCCCCGUCAUAUUCUCCAAUGACAGCCCGAACAUUGGAGGCCUGAUCUGCUCGUCUACCGUCGUGUCCGCAGAUCUGUGGAAGCUCGGCCAGCUUGCGCCCGAUGCAGACAUCAAGAUGGUGCCUGUAAGCUAUGAGACCGCAGUCGGACUAGCUGCAAAGGUGGAUUCAUAUCUUCUCUCUGUUAUACAGGCUGUUAAGCAGGAAACUACAGUUUCAGUUGGCAAAGGCCCCAACCUGAACGUGCCAUCUUGUUUGAUCGGCGGCAUGAAUGCCGUUCUUAAGUUCGUGGAAGCAGCUGGACCUCAGAGACCCAAGGUCAUAUAUCGCCAGGGUGGUGAUUGCUUUAUCUUGAUUGAAUUCGGUGAGCAAGUACCGGAUAUCACAAUCAUCGCUCGCGUUAGGCUUCUGGUUGAAAAGCUUCAGGCACAGCAGCCAAGUCUGCUUCUCACCCCGCAUAUCAGCUGCCUCACUGUGGAAUUCAAUCCUCAAACAACAAGCCGAGAAACACUACUAUCUUCACUCGUAGAGAUUGAGACAUCGAUCGAGUUGAGCAUGGAUAUGAAGAUUCCCUGCCGCGAGUUCAGGUUGCCUGUAGUCAUGGACCAUCCAGCCAUUGCUGAAUGCAUCCAGCGGUAUAUGGAGACUACAAGAUCCAAGGCCGUGUAUCUCCCUGACAACCUUGAAUACCUCCGAAAGGCGAACGGGAUAGACACAAGGAGGGAAGUCUUCAACUUUGUCCCGAAGAAUGAGUUCCUCGUUGUCGCCGUUGGGUUCUUGUCUGGGGCUCCCAUGAUGUACCCCUUGACCUCCAGAGGGCUGGUCGGGCAAAAGUAUAAUCCGACUAGGGUUUCGACACCCAGUGGCACACUUGGGCUGGCGGGGUCUAUUCUCUCUGGAUAUCCUGUCGAGCAACCUGGUGGCUACAUGAUGCUCGCGCGGACUCUGCCUAUGUGGGACACAUACGGCACGAAACCGGGAUUCAGCAACCAGAAGCCAUGGAUUUUUGAACCAUUUGACUUGAUCAAGUUCUACGAGGUUUCGAUUGAGGAGUACGACAGGCUGGAGGGUCAGUUCCUCGCUGGAAAAUACCGGUGGGAUAUGUCGCAUUCCACGUUCAACCUCAGGGCCGCAUAUGAGAAGCUGCACUCCUUUAAAGCUGACGCUGAUCACACGGCAUAUCUUGAGCGUCAAAAGUCGGGCCUGGCAGAGCAAGUGGAGAUUGAGAAACGAUUUCAUGAGGAAUGGCAGGUCGCAAUGUCGCAUCACGAUGUGAUGAGCAAUGGGGAGACUGAGAACCAAGGGGGAAUGUCAAUCACAUCACCCAUGGCCGCAAAAGUCUGGAAAGUAGAGGUGAAAGUGGGGGAUGUUCUUGAGUCAGGAACAAAGGUCGCGGUUCUGGAGGCGAUGAAGAUGGAAGUGUCAGUGUAUGCAUCUGAAGAGCACGGAGGAGCAACUGUUGCGAGUCUCGUGAGGCAAGCCGGUGCUACAGUUAAGGCGGGAGAACCCAUCAUCGCGAUCGAGAUAGUGUAG
This is a messenger RNA of Clonostachys rhizophaga, 3720 nucleotides long. NCBI's taxonomy places the organism in Eukaryota, Fungi, Ascomycota, Sordariomycetes, Hypocreales, Bionectriaceae. The record is from the annotation of a GenBank genome assembly.